AUGCCGCGGGUUGAUGAUUUGUUCCUGGACGGGCCGGGCAAGGCGGCGCGCCUCCGCCACGCAGCGUGGCAGGAAGUGCUGCCGAAUAAAUUGCCCGGCAGUCGCGACAUGUCGGGCCUCCGCCACGUGCUGCUCGCCUUGCGGCACAUGUUCAGCAUUGCCGUCGAGCGCGGCCCCGUUGUCACCUCGUCGGGCGGCUUCGACGUGGACAGCACGAACCUGGCGAGAUUCAUCCUCCGCCACGAAAUCACCAACCCGCUGCUGGAGCAUGCCUGGGCCGACGUGCUCGACCAACACGGUGCUAUCUCGGCAGCUGGCGAGGACCGAUUUCGGCGUGCCAUCUUCGACUACGUGGAUGGCGAUACGAGCCUCCCCCCCGAUCUGGGCUUCGAGGGCAUCAUGGAGUCGGCCGCGAUGCAGACGAGCCUGUGGUCCAUACCGCACUUCCAGCUAUUUCAGCACUGGGAGCGCGAACCCGGCGGCAACUGGAACAGGGUUCCAAAUAAUAACCCGUCCAGUAGCCUGGUCGAGUGGGACGGUCUCAGCCAGGAGGGGGAUCUUGGCAAGCAUAUCGGCAGCGUGUUUGGCAUGCGUUCGACCAACCCUACUGCCGGUGUCACGAAGUUCUACGACAGAUUCGUCGGAGACAACUUCCCCCACCUCAUUCGCGUCAAGUACCAGCCUGGCGAAGUUGUCCGCCGCUUGCCCAAAGCAAAGAUCCAAACGUUCAGCUUGGUUGGCCGUGUGCUCCAGGGCAAUAGUACCGACGACACCCCCCCCCGGAAGUACGUGCUGAUCGCCGCCGUCCAUCUGCCCGAUGAACCCACGGGCAAGGACAUGGUGCGUCUAUUCAUGCCCGCCGGCGAGGCACCUCCCACCAACGCCUCAUACGUGAACGACGAUGUUCUGGAGAUUUGGCUACGAAGCUUCACCGAACCCACAUAUCUUUACUACUGGAUGGAGGCCGCUCUACAUAACAGCCCACCCGCGCCUAUCGCUGCUCCUCCCGUUGACCAGCCUGGAUUAUCUCACGAAGCUUCGACCACGGGCGCCAUUCCUCCCUCCCAAUUUAUGUCGGCCCCACCCGCUGACCAGCCUGGAAUACCUCACGGAUCUACCGCUGAUGCCAUUAAUCCCUCUCGAUCUAACACUGAACAUGAGGAUAGCAGCAGUGACACAGAUACGGAACCAAAAGAGUACGAAGACGGUACUCUACCAGGGGGGGACCAAGAAGAUUCCCAAGGCGAGGGAUACGUCGACGGGGAGGCAUUCGUGGCGGGAUCGGCGUUCACAGCGAUCAAUGGCUCCACACCUAAGAGCGCCGUCCCUCUCAGCGCCCAAGUUUCUAGACUGGGAGUGGGAGAAGUCGUUGUAUAUGCUGCUGAUGGAAACGAGGACACUGAAUUGUAUGGCUCAAACGACAGCGGAGAAGUCUGUGAUGAAACGUCCCAUAGAUAUUUAUCCUCGACAGACUAUGAUAACGUUGGCAAUGGCGAAGAGGACAUGGGCUGCAAAGAGACCAUGGAUGACGGAGAGGGGUAUUUUGAAGUCACAUACAUGAGCGACGAAGCCAAUAUUGCCGAAGACAAUAGCCAGGAGGAGAGCCAGGAGGAGAGCCAGGAGGAGAGCCAGGAGGAGAGCCAGCUUGCCGAAACCCAACUCCUCGAGGAGAGCAAUCUCGCUGCCAACCAUCACGACAUGGCUGGUGGCAAGUUCAACACCGCAGCCCAGAACAUUCAGCCUGGCGAAGCGGUUGAUAAUAAAAUCAUCGUCGGCGACGUUCCAGACGGCGGAGAUGUCGAUCCUAACCUCAUGACUUGCAUGGAGCCUGCCGACGAGCCUGCCAGCAUGCCCUCAGAGCACACCUCCCAGAAUGUCACUAAUGAGCCCGAGAACGUCCGCGACGAGUACUUUUCUGACCUUCCCUACACCCCCAACCCUGACCCAAGUGCCAGAGAGGUCUACAUCUGGGGCGAGCCACUGGUCUUCGAUAGGGCUGCCUUUGAGAUGAGCUUCCCCGCCGAAAACCCCGCCGUUUCCGCCUUCGAAAAGGCUCGACUCGCCAACACCAAAGUGGAUGGUCGCAAGAGGCUCACUAAGAAGGAAAAGGCGAUAAAAGCGAUGGAGGCCGAGCUCACCAAGAAGAAAGCAGCGGCCCGCGACGCCGCGCAGCUGGCCGAGGUGAUCACCAGGCCCCUGAAAAGGUCUCUGAAGCGCGCCUACGAGGAAAAAGGCACGCCGCGCAAGGUGAUGCGCGGCGCCGGCGGCGAGGCCGGCAGCCGCGGCAUCCCGCUGACAGACGGCGACGUGGAGACGUCCGAGAACGGACUGCUACACAAGAGCGACAUGAGAACCGAGAUCACUAUAGACGUGCGGCGGGCCAACGUCUCCGUGCCGCAGAGCUUCGGGGAGCGCUUCACAGUCCAGUAUAAUACCGACAUCUUCUUCGCGUAG
Molecule: messenger RNA, 2454 nt
Organism: Lasiosphaeria miniovina
Lineage: Eukaryota; Fungi; Ascomycota; Sordariomycetes; Sordariales; Lasiosphaeriaceae
Exons: 2
Coding region: 1-2454 (817 amino acids)
Source: RefSeq, a predicted model, not a curated record